AUGAAGCGGAAAGGCGGCCAACAGCAAAGGAUCAAAGCUGCCCGAUCAGAGGAAGAAUCAUCCGCUGCUGGCAUCGCUCAGCAAAGCGCUUUGGUCACCUUUCUUUUGACCUUGUUCACUUGGGGAGAGUUUUCGCCUCAACGCUGCCAGCACAUUGCUGCUUUGGCACUAGAAGACUUGGAGAAGCACCACACCAACAGGCACAUAGUCAGUGACCUGAAGGCCUUGGCCAGCAUUGGGAGCAAUGGCGCAUAUCCAAACAAGAUGCACCAAGAUUUGAUGCAAAGGACGAAGAACAUCAGCAAGGUACCGCAGCCCUACCUUUUCAAUGCAAAGUUCAAAAGCCCGGUGGGUGCGCAGAACCAAUCCCUGCUUUUACCUCAUGAACUUUUCGCAACCAUUGCUGCAGAGUACCAGACCACAUGGUUCAAAAGCAUUUGCCCAAACCAAUCCAACCUUGAGACAUUUUGGGAAACCGCUGUCAACCAUCCGCUUCUUCACGACCAUCCUGUAUUGCAUCGAGAGCACUGGCGGCGGUACGCCGUCCCCAUCGCUCUCCACGGCGAUGGGGUUCCUGUGGUCGGAAUUGGAAAGGCCUGGACCAAACUCCUGAAUGUGUUCUCAUGGUUCAGCUUGGUGGGCACAGGGACCACACGGUCCAAGUUGUUUACACCUACUCCUGUUGGGACAAGAUCUGUGAAGGAUCAUUUCCAGACGGUAGCUUGGGUUCAGCCUUCCGAGUCCUCCAGUGGUCUUUCUAUUGGCUUUGGCUUGGCCAAUGGCCUGACCGAGACCACAAGGGAAAAGUAUCCGCAGGGUUCAGCAGAAUCCCUUCGUGCUGGGAAACCUUUAGCCCAAGGAUUCUUUGGCCUGUUGUUCGCCUUGACUGGCGAUCUCGAUUACUUCGCCAAUGCGCUCAACCUUCCCCACUUUGCAAAGAAACAAGGAUGUUGCAGCGUUUGCCGUUGCGAUGAAGAAGGCGAAGUCAGCUGGACUGACUUUAACCCAAAUGCUGCCUGGACCAAUAGCCAUUGGACACGAGCAGAGUGGCUUGCUUGGCCGCAACGAAGCAAAUGCCAGCUGUUCAACUUACCCGGAGCUUUCUCGGCGUUGGUUGCGUUAGAUUUUAUGCACUCGAAAUACCUUGGCUCAGACCAACUCAUGUAUGGGUCUGUACUGACCUUGUUGGUGUUCCACAUGUUGCCUGAGACUCCGGAGGCAAACCUGGCCCGAAUAUGGCAAGAGAUUCGAGCUUGGUACAACCGCAAUCCAGUUCCUGUGCGUUUUCGAUACUUGAACAAACUCAGCGUGUUCGUACGCCAGAGCGGCUUCCCCAAGUUACGCGGCGAAGCCGCAGAGAUACGUAUCGCGUUGAUGCUCAAACUCAACUACAAGAUUGAAACUCUCCUUACAGACUUUAAAGACCACUACGCCUUCCCCGAACCAGCGGCCAGUGAAUUCAAGCAAAACGCUUUUGGCAUGUAUGCCUUGCAAAUGCAGAUUAUGAAACACUUCUUGGAUGAAGACCUUCAGCUUUUCUCUGUGACCAGCAAGAGCCACAUGGUUUUGGAGUCUGUGCUGUUGUGUGACAAGGUGAGUCCUAGACUUCUAUGGACAUUUGCAGGGGAAGACCAAAUGGCCAAGACCCAAUUAUUAGCCAAAGCGUGCGUCAAAGGAAAUUCGCCAGCUCAAGCAACCAUGAAAAUGUCCCAACACUACAGGUUGGGGCUACACUUUGUAUUCAAGGACCAUGAGCUCCGCAGAGCUUAG
Messenger RNA from Durusdinium trenchii, 1770 nucleotides. Lineage: Eukaryota; Dinophyceae; Suessiales; Symbiodiniaceae. The record is from the annotation of a GenBank genome assembly.